Molecule: messenger RNA, 1578 nt
Organism: Amphimedon queenslandica
Lineage: Eukaryota; Metazoa; Porifera; Demospongiae; Haplosclerida; Niphatidae
Product: 2-phosphoxylose phosphatase 1-like
Exons: 2
Coding region: 50-1516 (488 amino acids)
Biological process (GO): dephosphorylation
Molecular function (GO): phosphatase activity
Source: RefSeq, a predicted model, not a curated record
AAGGGUGUGGUGUUACACCCACUUAAUUUUUUGGCUCAGGGCUUGAACAAUGAGGACUGUCUAUAAGUGGCUCCUUUUUGUUAUACUCAUAGUUGCACUGAUUUGUAGUUUUGGUGGGGUUUUCAACCAAAUCAAAUCAAAGAUCACUGAGGAUAGAAAAGAGAGAAAUAAAGGAGACAAUAGAGAGAGCCCGAGAUCAGAGUUAGGGCCCAGGAGACUGGGAGAACUUAACAGAAUAACGAAGGAUUACUGUCAUAGGUCUUCGCCAAGUGGUGAAGAAGGAAUACUAAGGGAUAACACUAAUAAUAGAUACAAACUAGUCCAGGCUCAUGCUUUAUUCCGCCAUGGCGACAGGACUUCGGAAUCCCCUCUCCUCCAGUACCUACCACCUAACGAUAUUGAGUGUGGGUUGAUGGACAGUUCUUUGGAAUGGCGCAAGCUGAGGUCUAUUAAACUAAAGCCACACCCAUCAAAAACAAUUGUCCGUAAUAACAAACUGAGGCUGUUUCGUGGCUACAAGAGUCAGCCGUGUCAAAAAGGUCACUUAACGUUCGUUGGGUUCCAGCAGCACAGCUCUCUUGGUUUGUACUUCCAGUCUCGUUAUAAAGAUCUCGUCUCUGACAAAUCCGAUAAGAUUUUUGUCCAAUCGACAGACAUGCCUAGAACCAUACACAGCUCUGCUGGGUUUUUGGUUGGAUUUUAUUCGCAGAAGAAAAAGGUCCCACAUCAAGCUGCUAUUCAUGUCUCUCGGGGUAUCCUCCUUGGUGCUCCUCCCCCUAAAGUCCAUAGGUAUUACCCCUAUUGUGAAAACCUUUACAACAUACGCAGACAGGAGUACUUAACGAGUUCGCAGUAUAGGCGAAUCAAGUGGAAUACCACUCAGACAGCAAAGAAGCUCUUAAAAGCUCUUCAUUUGAACGAGAACUUAUCGUCCUCCAUUACUGAAGUAUACGAUGCUUUUUGGCCAUUGCUCUGCCACAAAAAACCCAACCCUUGUGUUGCUUAUGCCUGCCUUAACGACUCGGUUCUUAUUGAAGGAGCUCGUUCUGCUCAUCUUCAAUAUGCUAACAAAGAUCCAAGCAAUUACUCUAUCCUUGCCUCCCAACCAUAUCUCUACCACACUGUUCUACACAGCAUGGACUCGGCUAUCACGAGUAUAUCAAAAGGAUCUGAAAAGUACAUGCGGCUGUCUCUUUCAUUCGGCCAUGAUUCCAAUAUAGCCCCACUACUUGCUACUAUCGGAUGGAAGCUGGACUAUUGGCCAUCAUAUGCUUCUAGGGUUGUCAUGGAGUUAUGGAAGGACACAAGCAAGACUCCAACUAGCGAGGAUGAUUAUUAUGUCCGCGUUUUGUUUAAUGGUAGAGUCAUUAGUGACAAGCUACCGUUUGGAGAUGAGAACCAAUUUACUGCUGGGAAGCAACUCUUGAAAUAUAACGUAUGGAAGAACUAUCUUACAACUGGACCCUAUAGAGAGAUAACUUCUUACAUUAGGCACUGUAGGACUAGUCCUCCUUGAUUUUAAUUUCAAUUGUUAUUGUUAUCACUGAAAAUAAUCACAACUUAAUUUGAAAUUUCUCU